CGUUCCACACGAACUGUGUUGGAGCCCUGAAGUUUUCUUGCAAAUGAGAAGUCAUCUGGCCAUUCAGUAAUUGAAAUGUUUAUUUUCGAACCGAAGUGAAUAAGAUAAUUGUUGAAAAUGGCCCAAAAUCGGGAGAUGAUACUUGCCAAUUUCCAGGCUUGCACUGGACUGGAUGAUGUUGGAGAAGCAAUUUUUCACUUGGAGGAAGCACAAUGGGACCUGCUUGCUGCUGUCAAUAGAGUUAUUCCUCAAGAAGCUCAAGAAAUUGUACCAGAUGCUGUGGCUGUGCCAAACCACAUUCCUGUCAAUAACUUGAUGGAAGAGCCGAUGGAUGUGGCGGGACCAAUUAAUAAUCCCUUUGAUCCUUAUGUUCCACCCUCACCACCCCAGGCAUCUCCCUUUAUUGAACCAGAGUCUGCCAGAGACUUCUCUGUAAUAAGACCUCCCAUGCGGAAUUUGGAUUUAGAUAUGCCAGAUAUCAUGCCAUCUACUUCUCGUGGUAGUGCAAAUUAUUACACUAUUAAAGUCCAAAGUGGUAUCAUUGAAAGUUCAUAUGAGACUUCUGAAUCAAGCACAGUUGCUCAUCUUAAGAACCUCAUUUAUCAGAGAACUAACAUACCCCCCAAAAAUCAGUGGCUUACUGGAUGCAGGGAGCUACAGCAAGUGGAUGAUGAUAAUAUUCUAUUGAAGUCACUGGGUAUUCCGAAAGAGUUAAAGUUACGCCUGGAAGACAGUAGAAGUUAUCGUGCACGGCACACAGCUACUAGUGAUGAGUCAGAUACACCCAAUCCCAUGUCAAGGACUUAUAUUUUAAAUGUGACACAUGAAAAGAAGAACUCCAAAAAGACUUAUUGUUUGCCUUUUCCUGGAUCUCACACAGUUCUCCAAGUGAAGAAUGAUGUGUAUACUUUCACUGACAUACCUGCAAGGCACCAAAUCUGGUCUGGCUGGCCACAUGACACUACUGAUACAAUUAUGCUGUGUGAAGCAAAUCUGAAUCUCCCUGAGCAUACCUUAACUCUUACUAGCACUUAUGAUAGUGCUGCUUCUAAUUCUGCUUCUCGUGCAAAGGUCUCAAAGUUAGGAGCAGAUCAGUUGAAUAAAAAUGAUGAAAGUGAUGCCUCAUCUGAAGAAUUUGAGGAUGCGACCGAAUCAUUACCUGAUGAUGAAGAUCAAGAAAUAUUUAUCGAUGAGAUGCCUUCAAACAAGCUUCGUCCAUUAGUUCCUCCUGAUGCGACUGAUGAGAUGGCAGGAGCAAUUAAUUUUGGUGAAGAAUUCACCAACAGAUAUGGCACAGCUUAUCCUGCAUUUUAUCCUGGUUCACUUGAUGACGCUAUCAAAGACUCCUGUCUCAAGCCUGCAAGAGAUAGAAAGCUGCUUGCAAUGUACAUUCACAACGACAAAAGUGUUUUAGCCAAUGUGUUUUGCACACAACUACUUGGUGCAGAAUCUGUUCGUGGCGUACUUUCAGAUAGUUUUGUGGUUUGGGGGUGGGAUAUAACUCAUCCUUCAAAUAAGACAAUGUUUUUGAACUCAGUAAACCGUUGCCUAGGUAAUUUGGCUGGGCAAAAUAUAUUUUGUAUAUCUGAAGACAAGUACCCUAUUCUUGUUAUCCUCAUGCGAAACCGCUUAAACACUGAGAUAUUUAGGAUCGUUCAUGGUAAUACUGGUGUGAGUGAGCUGUUGACUUGUUUACUUGAAGCAAGUGAUGUCUUUAGUCAUCAGCAAUCUAUAGAUCUCAAAGAUGAAGAGGAGAGAGCAGCUCGAGAGAUGAUCAAGGUAGAACAGGACCGGGCCUACCAAGCUUCCCUAGCCAUGGACAGAGCUAAAGAAGAAUCUAAAAAGCAACAGGAGUUGUAUGAGGAACAGGAGCGUGAGCGUAGCCAGCGAGAAAGAGAAGAACAAGAAAACAUGCAAGAGGCUGUCCGCCAACAGCUUGAAAAUCAGCUGCCUCCAGAACCAGAGCAAGGAUCAGGGGACACCAUUAUCAAGAUACGUUACAAAUUACCUGAUGGUGGUACUAUUGAUAGACGUUUUCUCGCCAAAGAAAAACUUAAGUAUCUUUUAGACUUUUUGACGGUGAAAGGUUACCCUAGUGAAAACUACAAAGUUAUUGCUUAUCCUAAACGUGAUCUAUCUCCCUUUGACCAUCAGAUGUCUUUGGCAGAAUUGAAGCUCAGCCCUCAAGAAACACUAUGGGUUGAAGAACGAUAGUGUUAGUUUUUGGAAGCCUGCAUAUAUUUGGUUGACUUAUGACAGCACUCAAUUUUCAUGUCAACUGCAUCAAAUUUAAUGUCUCACCUUUUUGAAAAGAAAAUGUUACCUGGUGCCCAUGUUCUUCAUGGUCUCCAUUGUGAUGAGUUACUGACUUCCAGCCUCGGAGUCUGUUUCUGAGCACACCUCUACCUCUAUUUUUAUUUUUUUCCAGUUUAUCCAAAGUGAUGUUGAAGAAAUGUGAAUAAAUUUUUUUGAAUGUUU
Thrips palmi is the source of this 2478-nucleotide messenger RNA. It is a transcript of the gene casp, whose product is annotated as FAS-associated factor 1. The coding region runs from base 118 to 2214 and encodes 698 amino acids. Gene Ontology annotation, cellular component: endoplasmic reticulum; nucleus. Gene Ontology annotation, molecular function: ubiquitin binding. The transcript has 15 exons. The record is from RefSeq and is a predicted model, not a curated record. NCBI's taxonomy places the organism in Eukaryota, Metazoa, Arthropoda, Insecta, Thysanoptera, Thripidae.